Amoebophrya sp. A120 is the source of this 1164-nucleotide messenger RNA. The record is from the annotation of a GenBank genome assembly. Lineage: Eukaryota; Dinophyceae; Syndiniales; Amoebophryaceae.
AUUUUUCUCAGACGAAAGUCAUUUUAGUUGUGGACAGCCAAUAAAUUUUCUCUGUUAUCCCUUGAAAUUCCACUUAAUUUCUCAGAUGAAAAUAGAACGCCAUGGCGCAAAUUCUGAUUCGCUCAACAUCAUCGGCACAUUGUCCUGCUUUGCAGAUGAUGAACCUUUACCACCCCGACGUCACAUGGCCACGACCGGCGGCCUUUCAUCACUCCACAUCAUCAUCAACCAGCUUUCUGCCAGCGGAGGCCCCCGCGCCGGAUUUGUGCGCCCCCGGCGGCACCAUCGUGAAAAGCACGCGCGAUGUCUUGGGCGGCGCCGCCAAGGUGAGUUACGGUGUGUGUUACGAGCCAUCCGGGCCGAGCGACGUGCAGGCGCAUCUGAAAUGCGACCCGGAUUCGUUCCACCAGCGGCGGAAGAAGCUGCAGUGUUGCCGACAGCCGAAACUCUUGAUGCCCAACGGGGAGUCCAGUCACGAUUCUUUUGAGGAGCACGCGGCAGCGAAAAAGCAGAAGAAGAAGCAAGCCACAAUGUGCGCGGACACCUCAGCGGAAUACACACGGGAGGGGACGCUGCGGUAUACCUCUGGUACCACCUGCACGCCCGAGGCAGCGAGAGACCAGUCCAGCUGGGGCCGCUGGUUUUUCAGUCGCGGAUGUCAGGCGAACACCUCGAGCUUCUUCAAACCGAUGCCGGCCAGUGAAGAGGCGUGUCGUGGCGAGCAAGGGGCCAUGAUUCUCCGCAAAGAUCUCGGCGAGGAACGUCUAGAAUUCUGCCCGGCUGGCACCCAGCCCAUCAAGAAUGUUGCUGUUUCCAAAGACGCAAAAGACGCUGCCAGCAGCUCUAGUACAACUGCCGCCCCACCUCCUGCGUCUGGCCGUCCGUUUCACAGUUGGGAGUGCACGGGAGGGCAAGAUACGAUUUUGCAGGAAGAGUUCUGCUGCAACGUCAACGGAAAGGAACGUUGCGUCGGCGCAUACGAAGACAACGAAAGCGCCCCCGGCGCCUGCAGCUGCGACUUGAACCAAACUCCCACCAAUUUAGCGGAAUUUCUGUAGCGGAUAGACAACUUAAAAGAUGUAAUGAACACUCUCUGUCCGUAGAUGAAAGCGCGCAACGGGUAGUAUUGUCCCGUGUCUGUCAAGGAAAAUCGUCAUAAGUAAU